AUGGAUAUUCAAUCGGAUAUAAUCGGUAUUGCUACAGAUGAAAAUACAUACUUAAUGAGCAAUGGUGUUAAAAAGGAAUCACAUAUGUCUUGGAUUAUGGCUGCAGGACUCAUCGUUAAUGCAGCUAUGGGGGCUGGACUUCUUAAUAUUGCUAAGGCUUAUGAUGAUGCUGGUGGUAUCGCAGUCAGUUCAAUUCUUCAUGCAAUUGUUGUACUUUUGGUCAUAGGUGCCUAUGCUAUCUUAUUCGUUUGUUGCGAUAAAUCGAUUGCAUCUUAUGAAGCAUUUGUUCUUGUAAAAUGUGGAAAAUUUUGGCAAAGAGUUUGUUCUGUUUGUAUUAUAUUGUAUAUGUAUGGUUUAAGUAUAACAUUUUUUAUUAUUAUUGGUGAUCAACUAGAUCGAUUUCUUACAUUUGUUGUCGGUGAACAUUACUGUUCUCAUUGGUAUCUCGAUCGUCGAUUCAUGAUAAUAGUUACAUCCAUGGUAUUAGUGUUUCCUUUAUGUUUUUCAAAGACAAUAAAAUUUCUUCAAAUUCCCAGUAUGCUUGGUGUAUUGGCAAUUAUUUAUGUUGUCAUAAUGGUACCGGUUGAAUACUUUGUUCAUCCACCGAAAGAUGUCAUCAUUAAAAAAGGUCCUGACUCAUGGACAGAUAUAUUUUUAGUAUUACCAACGAUGUGUUUUUCUUAUCAAGCUCAUGUAAAUGCUGUACCGGUUUUUGUAUCAUUAAAAACUCGUGCUGAGUGUGUCAAAGCAACAUUGGCAUCAACUAUUGUUUUAAUUUGUAGUUAUUGUUUAGUAGCUAUUUGUGGUUAUCUAACAUUUGGAAUAACUAUUGAUCAUGAUAUACUAAUGUCUUAUGAUCCUAAAUUAUUACCUGUUCUCAUUGCGGUUAUUAUGGUUGCCAUAAAAACAUACACGGCCUAUCCAGUAAAUUUAUUCUGUGGAAGAAUUGCGAUCGAUUCAUUUACUACUUCAAACAAAGAAUCAUCAAUAAAACGUCGUGUUAUAAUUGUUUGCUUAUGGUUUUUUAGUACAUUAGUUGGAGCCGUCUUUUUACCAAAUAUAUCAUUGGCAAUACAUUAUUUGGGGGCGCUAGCAGCAAGUUUUAUUUUCAUCUUUCCUGGUCUUUGUUUAUACUUUCAUAUCGAAGAACAAUGGAUUUAUUCAUGGCAUAAUGUUCUUUCGAUAAGUAUUGCCAUUUUUUAUGUUGCUGUUGGUGUAUUUAUUACAUUAUUAACUUUUGUACAAUCAUUAAUGACGGAUAUUGGUUCAAAAGCGAGUACUAAUAAAAAUAUAUGUUAA
Messenger RNA from Rotaria socialis, 1299 nucleotides. The record is from the annotation of a GenBank genome assembly. Lineage: Eukaryota; Metazoa; Rotifera; Eurotatoria; Philodinida; Philodinidae.